AUGCUAACUAGAGAAAUCAUCCAAACUUCAGUUGGGGAGGUAACUAGGACAACCAGAAAUAGAACUAUCAGUCAGCCUAAUUUUGCACCUGAACCAAAGAGUAAAAUGGAGGAAAUGAUGAAGAAAAUGAUGGGAUAUAUUCAGAAGAUAAUGACCAAUCAGCAGAAUUUCAAACAAAAGAUAAUAGCCAAAAAUCAUACGCGUGACAUGAACAUAUGUAAUCUGGAUAGGCUAGCUGAAGUAGAGAAAGAGGCAGUUGCAAAAGAUGAGGUUAUCGAGAUAGAAAGGGUGGCAAAGAUACCAUUGAUAAAGCAGCCACAGCCAGUGGUUGCCAAACCACCACCUUCAUUCCCUCAUAGGUUGGCAAAGAAGAAGGAAGAGGCUAAGUACAAAAAGUUUCUUGAUUUACUGAAGCAUUUACAUGUGAAUGUCCCCUUAGUGGACAUGCUGCAAGGGAUUUCGAAAGAAGCUAAUUACAUCAAGGACAUCGUAGCAAAAAAGAUUCAUUUCACAGAGUAUGCCAAAGUUGUACUUACUGAGGAGUGCACGUCUCGUAUUCAAAACAAACUUACUACAAAGCUGAAAGACUCAGAUAGUUUCACUAUCAAAAUCGCUAUUGGAAAGAAAUUUAUUGCAGAUGCAUUAUGUGAUCUUGGGGCUAGUAUCAACCUGAUACCAUCAUUUAUGUUCAGAAAAUUAGAGUUGGGAAACCCAAGACCUACUACUAUUGUUUUGCCGCUGGCAGCCAAAUCUUUGGCCAGGCCCGAGGGUAUUAUUGAAGAUGUUCUUGUGCAGGUUGGGUCUCUCAUAUUUUCGGUAGAUUUUGUUAUCUUGGAUUUUGAACCAUAUUCGAAAGUCCAAUUUAUUUUGGGGCGUCCAUUUUUUGCCACAGGAAGAGAAUUGAUUGAUGUUGCAGCAUGGUAG
This is a messenger RNA of Lycium barbarum (goji berry), 924 nucleotides long. RefSeq lists its product as uncharacterized. The record is from RefSeq and is a predicted model, not a curated record. Bases 1 to 924 code for a protein of 307 amino acids. The transcript is spliced from 2 exons. NCBI's taxonomy places the organism in Eukaryota, Viridiplantae, Streptophyta, Magnoliopsida, Solanales, Solanaceae.